AUGCUAAUUUGCAUGUGAAAACAACUACCCGGGGACGCGAAAGCCAUGAAUUUGAUCAGUUGUAAAGAAAAUACGAUUAAGCUGUUAGUUGUUGAUCACGGAUCGUCUGAUUGAUGAAACAGGUUUAAUUGUGCAAUUGUGCACGGUAUUUUCCGAGAUUGCUGGUCUCUAUUCGAACAUGUGAAAAAAGAACAGCGCGUGUUAUGGCGCCGAAAGAAAAUACGAUUAAGCUGUUAGUUAUUGAUCACAGAUCUUCUGAUUGAUGAAACAGGUUUAAUUGUGUAAUUGUGCACGGUAUUUUCCUCCUUGCCUCCUACGUCAUGGCGGCGAGCGGGUGCAACCACGACACGCGUGAAGACAUGGCUCUCACUAUAGUGCUUAUUCUGGCGUCAAUACUGCUUCAAAUAACCCCAAUUGUACUGGAAACACAAGAUGAGGUCUUCUCGUCUCGGCAUGUCUUUUUACAGCGCUUAAAACCUCAGCCAGGUUCCCCGGAAGAAUUGUACGUGUUCGGAAUCACGUUUCGACAAAAUGGUGGAUUGCUUGGUUAUCCAAGACCGGGGAAGAAACGAUUCUUGUCUGCUAGGUUGGGUUAUUACUCAAACUCUGAGGCUAGAUUUCAGUUAUCAAGGCUCUCAACAUCUGGCGAUAUAAAUCCUAAUCCUGGCCCGAGUUUACACCAACGACAGGAUAGGAAGGCUGGAUCGAAAGAUCGUCGUGUUUGUUCUGAGUGUGAUCGAGUAGUUGCGAAGAACCAUCGUGCUACCUAUUGUGAUUCUUGUUCUUGUUGGACACACAUUAAAUGUGGAGGCGUACUACCCAAGUUAUAUGUGCAGCUACAGGCUUCAGGAAAUGUGUCUCAUACAUGCGGGUCAUGCUUGGAAAUUCUGCAACAAAUUCCCUUUGCAGAUGCCAGCCUAAAUUCUAAUAACUCGGAUUAUUCUAAAAUGCAAUCCCCAAACAGCUUCUUCAAUGAUUCUUUGAAUAAUUCAAUCGACAACAGUGUUUGCAAUUCAACAGUCGAUUCAUCCAUGGAACAGCCAAAGGAUUGGUUUAUUCAAAAUAUCAAAAGCUACUACAAGUCGAACUUGAUUAUGGCCUAUCUGAACAUCAACAGUAUAUUUAGGAAAGCUGAUGAGUUACUAGAACUGCUCGACUCAUGCCAACUAGACCUGCUCUUCAUCGCUGAGACCAAGAUCGACAGCACGGUCCCUAAUUCCCUAUUCAAGCAUCCAGAUUACCGUGUAAUACGUAAAGACAAAAAGAAAGGAGCCGGAGGCAUCCUAGUGUUUAUACGCAGCAAUGUAAAGGCAUAUCGACGGGUCAAGCUGGAACCGGACGGGGUGGAGUGUAUUUGCCUUGAUGUUAAAGGUAGCGGCAAUGCAUGGUUCCUUGCAUUUGGAGGGUACCGGUCUGAAAGUGUAUGCUCUCCCUCGGACUUCAUCUCAGCAUGCGGGAAUGUGGCAGAAAAUAUGUACGCAAAGCGGAAGGAGGUUAUGUUUGUUGGCGAUUUCAACAUGGACAUGAAUACCGAUACAAACAGCCGUGGACCGCAUCCGGCUCUUACUGGAUUUUGUGAUCAAUUCUGCCUUACUAAUACAAUCGUGCACCCAACUAGCGUCACUAGUUCCACAAAGUCUCUGCUGGAUGUUGUACUCGUUUCACACCCGGACAGAUGUGCAAAAAGUGGUAAUCUACAUCUAGGCAUAAGUGAUCGUGACCUAGUCUACGCUGUCCGCAAGCAAAAACUACCGAAACCAACAGCAAGAAUUGUUGAAUAUAGAUCGAUGAAAGCAUUAGACAAGGACGCUUUUGUCUCCGACCUCCGAGACAUCCCCUGGGACAGUGCAUAUGCAUUUGACGAUGUUGAUGAUGUUUGGUCCCACUGGGCGGCUCUGUUUUGUCAAGUGGUGGACAAACACGUCUGCGCUUCAACCAGCUGCCUUGGAUUAGUCCAACGAUCCAGAGAGAGAUCCGGUUGCGUAACCGAUUAUACAAGAAAUUCCGACGGACGCCCACGGACGACAAGUCUAACUAUUAUAGUUUAAGGACACUACUUCUUAAUCUAGGUAGAUCGUCAUCGUAUGAAAACUGUUUAGCUAUAUCCAAUAUGCGUAAACUUGAGCAUAGGCGACAAGUUCAGGCUCUUCUAUUAUUUUUUUAAAUCAUAUAGGAUGCAACAGGCUACUUAUAUUGCCAACUUCUUUGUAACCCGGUCUUCACAGUACAAUUUGCGGUCUUCUGAUCAUAAUCUUACACAGCCAUCCUAUCAAUCGUUAUAUAUGCAUAACUCUUUCUACUACCUGAUAUCACAUUUUUGAAACCAACUACCUAACUCUGCUAAAGCUGCUAAUUCCGUCUCUGAGUUCCGCAAGAACCUACCCGAAAUUAUUCCACAUGGCUGCCAAUGCAGCAACUGUAUUUAAAUUCUCCCUAUUUCCCAUAAUUAGAAUUAUUAUGUAAUGUGUAAUGUAAUCGUUGUCAGUAGUGUUGUCGAGCGUUUGUACCAUGAGCUCCCCGAGCUCGGGAGACUGGGUGACCACUCCUCACGUCAUCGACGGAAAAUAAAUUAUUGUAUUGUA
Messenger RNA from Nematostella vectensis (starlet sea anemone), 2582 nucleotides. RefSeq lists its product as uncharacterized. Bases 321 to 2048 code for a protein of 575 amino acids. The record is from RefSeq and is a predicted model, not a curated record. NCBI's taxonomy places the organism in Eukaryota, Metazoa, Cnidaria, Anthozoa, Actiniaria, Edwardsiidae. Gene Ontology annotation, molecular function: catalytic activity. The transcript has 2 exons.